AUGGCCAACCCAAGAGGGGAGUGCAAGGCCAUCAUACUUAGAAGUGGAAAAGUGAUAGAAGAAGCCACCCCAAACCAGGAGAAUCACGAAAAAGAAGCUGCAGAAAAGCCUGAAAAUAGGAAGAAAGAAGAGGUCCCUAGCCCAUCUUCACCAAAGCCAAUCUUGAAGCCUUAUGUGCCAAAGGCACCAUACCCACAAAGGCUAAGGAAGGAUGGGAAGGACAGCCAGUUUUCCAGAUUUUUGGAAAUCUUCAAAAAGCUCCAAAUUAACAUACCAUUUGUUGAAGCACUGGAGCAAAUGCCCCUCUACGCAAAGUUCUUGAAGGAGCUCAUGACAAGAAAAAGAAACUGGGGAGAAAAGGAGACUAUAGUCCUAACUGAGGAAUGUAGUGCCAUCAUACAAAAGAAACUCCCCCAGAAAAUGAAGGACCCAGGGAAUUUCCAAAUCCCCUGCAUCAUAGGGGAUAUCACUAUUGAAAAGGUUUUCUGUGACUUGGGGACUAGCAUCAAUCUCAUGUCCUUGAACAUGAUGAGAAGGAUGAGAAUUGAGGAAGCCAAACCAACAAGAAUGGCACUCCAACUAGCUGACAGGACAUUCAAGUUUCCACAUGGAGUGGUGGAAGAUUUAUUGGUGAAGGUCGGAGAAUUCAUCUUCCCAAUUGACUUUGUUGUGCUGGAUAUGGAAGAAGGGAAAACACUUCAAUUAUCCUAG
Messenger RNA from Arachis duranensis, 711 nucleotides. RefSeq lists its product as uncharacterized. Bases 1 to 711 code for a protein of 236 amino acids. Lineage: Eukaryota; Viridiplantae; Streptophyta; Magnoliopsida; Fabales; Fabaceae. The transcript has a single exon. The record is from RefSeq and is a predicted model, not a curated record.